Molecule: messenger RNA, 586 nt
Organism: Acomys russatus (golden spiny mouse)
Lineage: Eukaryota; Metazoa; Chordata; Mammalia; Rodentia; Muridae
Gene: Pmaip1
Product: phorbol-12-myristate-13-acetate-induced protein 1
Exons: 3
Coding region: 185-499 (104 amino acids)
Biological process (GO): apoptotic process; release of cytochrome c from mitochondria; DNA damage response
Cellular component (GO): mitochondrion
Source: RefSeq, a predicted model, not a curated record
CGUGGGGAGCCUGAAUUGAGAGAAUUCCAGCGCUCGGGCUGCCGGCAGAAACUCAGUGCGUCUGGAUCGCGUGGCACCCACGGUCCCAUCUUGUGCAGCCCGAGUCCUGUGGGAGCCCCACAGCCCAGAUUGGGGAACUUCAGUUCCCCCGGUGCGCAGCGGAGAUCGCCGCGGCGCUUGGGAGAUGCCCCGGAGUAAGGCGCUUCAGAACGCGCCGGCGAACCCAGAGCGGGCAGAGCUAGCGCCCGAGUUCGCUGAUCAGCUCAGGAAGAUUGGAGACAAACUGUAUAGCGCUUGGUGUGAGCCCGACAUCACUGCGGUGCUGGCGGAGAUGCCCAGCAAGAAGGAGCGGAAGAGUGCGCCGAAGAGCCCGAGCCCAACGCGGGUGCCAGCAGACCUGGAGGAGGAGUGCGCUCAGCUCCGGAGAAUUGGAGACAAACUGAACUUUCGGCAGAAACUUCUGAAUUUUAUUUCCAAGCUCUUUAAUUUAGUAACCUGAGUUCUUCAAAAGCUUUUGCAAGAAGGGACCUCCUAGACAGGAAGUUUCCCCCCGCUGGUGCAAAUGUCUGUUAAUUGGAUGGACUGU